ACAAGUUAUUUGAAACUAUUCUAGCCUUUCUCAAGUCAACCACAAGUGUUGUGAAAAUUCUGUUGGAAAGGGAAUAGCAGCAACCAAAAGUGCGUCUUCAUGCGAAUCGAAUUGAAUCGAAUUGGAAGGCCCGCCUUAAAAUUGGCCGUUUGAAACGGAUUCCGCAAUGGAAGUCUUUCCUUGUUUGGAAAGAGAAGGAAGAAGUAGUUCGAGUCCUUCGGAUAACAACCAUAAUAGUACUUCCAAGACCGAUACACUGAAAGUUUAUGUUAGAGUGCGACCAUUAAAUGUUAGGGAGCGUGAAGUGGUAAGAUCGACUAGUCUGUCAUGGCAGAUAUAUGGAAAUCAAAUAACGCAGUGCCACGCUGGUAAACCGUUGACCUAUUGUUCUUAUGCUUUUGACAGAAUAUUUACACCUGAAGAUAACAACAAAAUUGUUUUCGAAGAAGCUGCUAGUUCAGUGGUUGACUCGGUAAUCGAUGGUUAUAAUGGUACCAUAUUUGCUUACGGACAAACUUCAUCUGGAAAGACACAUACAAUGCUAGGUACACCUGAAGAUAAAGGAAUUAUUCCGCUUUCCAUUUAUCAAGUUUUUGGACGCCUCGAAAGGAUAGAAGAUAGGGAAUUCCUGCUAAGAGUAUCCUACAUUGAAAUAUACAAUGAAAAUAUUCGAGAUUUGUUAGCACCACAUAAUGAAAAUCUCAAAGUACACGAAGAUUUCAAUGGAAGGGUGUUCGUCGAUGCAAAGGAGGAAGUUGUUGAUACUCCUGAGACAGUUCUUGAGAUAAUGAAGAAGGGAGAAAGCAAUAGGACCAUAGGUUCGACCAACAUGAAUGAACAUUCUUCACGUUCACAUACGAUAUUUACUGUCUUUAUUGAGUCUCGUGAAAAGAAUAGAGACAUUGAAAGCGAUGGACUUUCCGUGAGAGCGAGCACGUUGACUUUAGUUGAUUUAGCUGGUUCUGAGCGUGUUUCCCAAACAGGUGCUGAGGGAUCAAGGCUGAAGGAAGGCAUGCAUAUAAACAAGAGCCUACUCACGUUAGGGACUGUCAUUAAUAAGCUAUGUGAAGGAGUUAAUAGUCAUAUUCCUUAUCGAGAUUCCAAGCUUACUAGAAUCUUACAGCCUGCAUUGGGUGGUAACUCAAAGACAACUGUUAUUUGUGCAGUCACUCCUGCUGCUAUGCAUAUAGAGGAAACUCAUUCAACGUUGAAAUUUGCGAGUAGAGCAAAGAAGGUAAAGAUUAAUGCGUAUUGCAAUGAAAUUUUAGAUGACAAGGCUAUGUUGUCGAACUAUCGUAAGGAAAUAGAAAUGUUGCGUAAUCAGCUGACGGAACUGCAACAAGAUCGUCAAGGAGGAGAAAAAUCUUUACCUUAUGAAAGUGGUCAAGAGAUUAUUCGAGAAAAUGUUGACAGUGAACCAACACUCUCAGAGAUAGAUUUUUCUGCUCCCCGAAAGAGGAUGUAUGAUGGUUAUAUCAACGAUGAACACUUGUCAAAAUUGCAAAAACUCUCAACUCACCAUUGCGUUAUCUCGACAGAAUCUCCUCGCAAGCGGACAGUCGUUUCUUUCGUGCAUGCAUCAUUUGACACAUUCGACUACAUGGAAAGUUAUUUGGUGUCUCUAGAAAACACUCUCAAAGAAGAAGAAAACGAAAUACAAUGUUUAAAGAGUCAACUUAUGCAAGUAACAAACAACAACGAGUUGUUAGAAAUGGAGAAUGCUUCUUAUAGAAAGCGUUACACUGAGUUAUACAGUCAACAUUGUUUUCGAGUGUCGCAAGAUGUCGUUACGGAUUUAAUGAACAACGUCGUGCAAAAUGAGUUGGAAAGAUGUUCUGAAUUGAAGUGCAAACAGUGGGAGCAACAUAAUAGAAAACAAGAUGAAAAGUUGUUCGAAUUGUUUCAGCAGAAAGAAGAGUUGGAGAACAGAAUCAACGCUUUGGAAGCUGAUUUGUCCAAGAAAACAUCACAGUUAGAAACAUAUCACACGGCUAUGCUUCCCAAUGGGAAUCAGUCUAUUUUAAAGGAAAAUGACUCCUUGAAACAAAAAGUUACGGAAUUGGAGUCAAAAUGUCGCUCUUCCAAGGUUCUUUGUUCGCAAGCAACAUCAGAGAAACAGCAACUGGAAAGAGAGUUGAAAGUUUUGCAAAAACAGUUGCGAAAGCUAGAAGCGGAGAAUGUGAAAUUGAAGGAAUCUUCUUCGAAACAAAAGGAAAAUUCAUCGCAAGUGAACAAUUUGGAAAAUAAGCUGGAAGACUUGACGAAAGAUAGAGAGAAAACUAUGGAAGAAUUGCAAACUCUUGAAAAGGAAAAGAAUGAAUUUAUGCUUGAGAAUAAGACGUUGUUAAUGAAACUAGAAGAAGCAAGAGAACGAGUUGAGAAUUUUCGGAGCGAUUUGGAACAGAGUAGAGAAGAGUCAUCUAAGGUCGCUGCUCAAAACGAGUUGCUUCAACAAGAAAAUGAACAGAUGCGACACCAGAUAGUGUCUUUGAAUGACAACCUUGAAGAAAUUUCUGCAAUUAAGAAGAGCUUAUCUAGAAAUGUGGAAGAACUGGAACAAAGAGUACAUGUACUAGAGAGUUCCUAUAAUGAGUUACAAAGUCGUCGUGAAGAAGAGCAGAGAGAAUUUGAGGAAGAGCGAAACAGCAACUAUGAGCAACUAACGGAAGCACAUUUACAGCUGGAGCAAUCGAAAGUUGCAAUAGAGCAGUUACAAGCGUCGCUCAGCGAUGAACAGAAAAAAUCUCAAAGCUACUAUUCCGAGUUAGAGGAGGUCCGAGAAAAAUACGUAGAAGAUACGGAACACUGGAAAGAGUUGUCAGAACAUAAGGAUUCUGAAUUCGAGAGAAUUUCGGUUCUUUAUUCGGAGUUACUGACCAGUUUGGAGUCGGUGGACAGUGAACGACGUCAACUGGAAAGAGAUGUGAAUGACUGUUCGCAUACUAUCCUAUUGAUAAAGGAGCGCUUGGAACUUGUUUGGAAGGAGAAGCAACAGUUAUCGAUGGAACUGGAUUUGUCUAAAGAGUUGCGCGAUAAUUAUAAGCCAAUCUGUAAAACUUCGAUCCCCUCGCUCAGUAUCAACCCUUCCACAGUCAUAAGUUUGCUUCCAGUCGAAGGAGAUGACCCGAAUUCUUUGUGGAAGCAAGAAUUCGAAAAAACGAACCAAGAACUAGCAAAGUUUUAUAAGGAGAAGAAGAAGUUGUUGGAGACGAUCCAUCAAAGAGAUCAAAAAAUCGAACAACUGGAAAAUUCUUACCGGAAUCUCGUGGAAGAUAACGGCGUGAUAGGCAAGUUGAAGCACAAAUUGGAGCGAAGAGAUGCUGACUUGAAACGAGUCAAUGAAGAACUUCGUAAAGUAGAAGAGUUGGCUGUUGCUGCGUGUAAAGGCUCCGGCUUUGAAGAUGGUCGCCAAUUGGUUCGUUUACAAGCAGACAAUCAUGCUUUGCAAGAUCAAGUAACUAGUCUUAACAGACAAAUUGAGAAUCUGCAAAAUGAACGACAGCAAUUGCUAGAAGAGUCUAGUAGACUCCGAAAGGAAAUCAAAAAACGAGACCUUCAUCGUAUUGAAUUGGAAGAAAAAUUUUGUUUAUGGAAGCAACAGUUAUAUCAAGAUGAUCAAAACGGGAGAACAAAAAGGAAACCGCCUCGUCCUCCACUUCGGGUUAUUCCAAACGAAACUCAAUAAAGAAUCUUCUGGUUUCACUGCUUGUUGUUGGGAGUUGUGGUUA
Messenger RNA from Galdieria sulphuraria, 3728 nucleotides. RefSeq names its product kinesin family member. The transcript is spliced from 5 exons. The coding region runs from base 167 to 3685 and encodes 1172 amino acids. The record is from RefSeq and is a predicted model, not a curated record. Gene Ontology annotation, biological process: microtubule-based movement. Gene Ontology annotation, molecular function: microtubule motor activity; microtubule binding; ATP binding. NCBI's taxonomy places the organism in Eukaryota, Rhodophyta, Bangiophyceae, Galdieriales, Galdieriaceae.